This is a messenger RNA of Aspergillus terreus NIH2624, 1236 nucleotides long. RefSeq lists its product as uncharacterized. NCBI's taxonomy places the organism in Eukaryota, Fungi, Ascomycota, Eurotiomycetes, Eurotiales, Aspergillaceae. Bases 1 to 1236 code for a protein of 411 amino acids. The transcript has a single exon. The record is from RefSeq and is a predicted model, not a curated record.
AUGAAUACAACCCUCGAGGACGCGCUAUCCCAUCGAUCUGGAUUACCGGGACAUGAAAUUGCCAUGACUGCAGCAAAUCCGAAUGAGACACUGCAAGAUGCUGUGCGAAAGCUAAGGCAUCUACCACUGGCAUAUUCUCCUCGCACAACAUUCAAUUACUGUAACCACAUGUAUAUGGUUGUCUCCCACGUUCUACAGGAGAUCACUGGGGACAGUCUAGGUGCAAUGCUAAAACGACGCAUUUGGGAUCCACUCGGUAUGCACGACACGUAUUUCGCUAUACAAGAUCUUAAGGACGACCCUUUUCUCAAAUCCAAACUCGUUCGCGGCUAUACCUGGGUUCCAGAGAAGGAGCAUUUCGUGCUCGAACCGUUUCUGAACUACGCGCCAACCACAGGGACAGGAGCAAUUGUAAGCAACGUCCUGGACUAUGCGAAGUGGCUGAAAUCCUGGAUCUAUCAAGCCGGGCCCAUGUCAGCAGAGGGCUAUGCAGCUCUACUGCGCCCACGUACGAUCAUGUCCGAGGGGCUUGAUCAGCUCAACCCGCCCGCUCCAUAUCAUCUUUACGCGCUCGGAUGGUUUCUAGACACAUACCGUGGAGAGCAAGUAUAUAUGCACAGUGGGAGCUGGCCCGGCUUCAGGAUCCUGGUGGGGUUCCUCCCACAAAAAGAAUUUGCAUUCGUCAUGAUGGGAAAUUCCGAGAGUGCUAAAUAUGCACAAUACAGGCUGUUUUUGUACCUCAUGGACAGGCUGCAUGGAAUCCAAGGGGAGCAGCCGGAGUCUCGUCCUCCCGACGUGGCUAAGGAGCAGAGGAAGCCAGCUAACAGCACCGAAGCAGUCAGUCUAAUUUCCGACCACUUGGGCCAUCACAUACCCCGAUCUUUGCCCCUGGAUGAGUAUUGUGGGACGUACCAACACGCCGGCUACGGGCGUCUCACCCUGGACAUCAAUUCUGGGCGGUUAACGGCAGAUCUUACCGACCGAGCCAUUGCGUUUUGUCUGAAGCUGUCACAUGUCAACGGCGAAUACUUCGUCGGAGAGCUGUAUACCCCGGGGAAGGAAGGAUCUUUGUCUGAAUUCUUCCGUGCUAAGUUCGACAUCAACGCGGAAGGACAAGCACAGGCAGUGGGUCUCGAACUUGAGCCGGCACUGGGGAACAAGAUGAUCUGGUUCACGCGUAGAGGAGCUCCAUCGGGUCAGGUCCACUCAGCUCCGAUUGCCACUGAUCACGAUUGA